UUAUGAAGCUUUUUGUUCUGCAACUGUUUGGAGUUCUCCUCCUUGGUGCCAUUCUGCAUACCCAAGCCAGAACAACCCAUCAUCACACAUUCAUUGUGGAAGAAACUCCAUAUACAAGGCUAUGCAGCAGCAAGAACAUAUUGACUGUGAAUGGAUCAUUCCCUGGCCCAACUCUAUACAUGCAUAAGGGAGACAUACUCAUCGUGGAUGUAUAUAAUAAAGGAAAUCAAAAUAUAACCAUUCACUGGCAUGGCGUAAAACAACCGAGAUAUCCAUGGUCAGAUGGUCCAAAUUAUAUAACUCAGUGUCCUAUCCGACCGGGUCAAAGCUUCAGACAAAAAAUUGAGUUGUCAGAUGAGGAAGGUACAUUGUGGUGGCAUGCUCAUAGUGAUUGGACACGAGCCACAGUUCAUGGAGCCAUUGUAAUUUACCCCAAAAAGGGAACAAAAUAUCCCUUUCCUAAGCCUCAUGCUGAAAUUCCAAUCAUACUAGCGGAGUGGUGGAAGAGUCAAAUACAAACGGUUCUAAAUGAGUUCCUUACUAACGGCGGAGAUCCUAACGCCUCCGAUGCUUUCCUUAUCAAUGGCCAACCUGGAGAAUUCUAUCCCUGCUCCAAAAAAAAUACAUUUAGGCUAGCCGUGGAGUAUGGCAAGACGUACCUACUUCGAAUUGUGAACGCAGCCAUGAACAACAUCCUCUUCUUCUCCAUCGCAAACCACCAACUCACGGUGGUGGGAACCGACGGCGCUUACACAAAGCCGUUAAAGAGUGACUAUGUCGCCAUAUCUCCCGGUCAAACCAUUGACGUCUUACUCCACGCCAACCAACCCCUUAACCACUACUACAUGGCCGCCAAGGCCUACAACACGGCCCCACAAGUCCACUACGACAACACCACCACCACCGCCUCCCUACAAUACGCCGGAAACUACACCCCCACUUCUCCCGUCCCCUUCCCCGCCCUCCCCGGCGUUUCCAACAUCACCGCCUCCGUUAACUUCACCGGAAGCCUCCGUAGCUUGGGCGACGCCGCCCACCCGAUAAACGUCCCGUUGGAUGUUUCCACCAAUUUAUUCUUCACCGUGUCCCUCAACACACUCCCGUGCGACGACAACGCCACCUCGCCGUGCGCCGGGCCUCGUGGGCGGCGUUUCGCGGCGAGCGUGAAUAACAAUAGCUUUGUUGCCCCGGCCGUGGACGUUCUAGAAGCUUACUACCAUCACAUUCACGGCAUUUACUCUGACCACUUCCCUAGCUUUCCGCCUCUUUUUUUCAACUUCACGGCCAGUAAUAUCUCGGCGGUGUUACAGACGCCAAACCGGAAAACGGAAGUGAGGGUUCUAGAGUAUGGAUCGACGGUGGAGAUUGUCUUCCAGGGGACAAAUCUGGUGGCCGGGAUCGACCACCCGAUGCACUUGCAUGGACAUAGUUUCUAUGUUGUCGGAUGGGGUUUUGGUAAUUUCGACAAGAAUAAGGAUCCACUGAACUAUAAUCUAGUGGACCCACCUCUCCAGAACACCAUAGCAGUUCCUAAGAAUUCAUGGACAACCAUCAGAUUCAAAGCAAAUAAUCCAGGAGUAUGGCUUAUGCAUUGUCAUCUCGACCGUCACCUAAGCUGGGGAAUGGACAUGUCAUUCAUAGUCAAAGAUGGCAAGGGUUCAAAUGAGAAAUUGUUGCCUCCGCCUCCAGAUAUGCCAAAAUGUUAUUGA
Ipomoea triloba (trilobed morning glory) is the source of this 1709-nucleotide messenger RNA. RefSeq names its product laccase-14-like. Gene Ontology annotation, biological process: lignin catabolic process. Gene Ontology annotation, cellular component: apoplast. The record is from RefSeq and is a predicted model, not a curated record. Lineage: Eukaryota; Viridiplantae; Streptophyta; Magnoliopsida; Solanales; Convolvulaceae. Gene Ontology annotation, molecular function: hydroquinone:oxygen oxidoreductase activity; copper ion binding. The transcript is spliced from 6 exons. The coding region runs from base 3 to 1709 and encodes 568 amino acids.